This is a messenger RNA of Homarus americanus (American lobster), 1325 nucleotides long. It is a transcript of the gene mdlc, whose product is annotated as E3 ubiquitin-protein ligase RNF113A-like. Gene Ontology annotation, biological process: snoRNA splicing. The transcript is spliced from 5 exons. Gene Ontology annotation, cellular component: U2-type spliceosomal complex. Gene Ontology annotation, molecular function: metal ion binding. NCBI's taxonomy places the organism in Eukaryota, Metazoa, Arthropoda, Malacostraca, Decapoda, Nephropidae. The record is from RefSeq and is a predicted model, not a curated record. The coding region runs from base 83 to 1006 and encodes 307 amino acids.
GAGUACUUCUCACACUGGAGGCUGGAGGGUGGUGUGGGUGUGGGCAGCAGCGGCGACAACUUAAUAAUAUAAUACUGUAACGAUGGCAGAACCUUCAGCAAAGUUCAUCUUUAAGAAACGAACCAAUAGGCCUGGUGGAAGCCUACGGAAAAGAAAAGUUGGGAGUGAUAACAGUAGUAGUGAGGAUGAAACAAAGGUAGUCAAGAAAGUUAGGAAAUCAGAUCUUUCAAACCCCUUAGUUCAACGAAGUAAGAACAGAAGUCGAGUACGUGAAGAUGACCACAGCUCCGGCGAUGACAGUGACGAUGAAUUAAGUGCAACGUACAAGUCUCACCGCACAACUGAACGAGAAGGACCAAAGGAUAUGGGUGCAACGUCCACCAUCCAAUUUGAAACGGAAAAAGAUCGGGACGCUCAGGCUAUUUAUGAGAGGACGCUAGAGGUCAAUAAGGAAACUAGAGGGCAGAUGGAUGAUAAAAUCUACCGUGGUCUAAAUAACUACAGUCAGUUCUAUGAGAAGAAAGAUACAGCUCAGGGCAAUGCAGCCAGUGGGGGAGUCCGCAAAGGCCCCAUUCGAGCACCCGAUCACCUACGAGCAACAGUAAGAUGGGACUACCAACCUGAUCUCUGCAAAGACUUCAAGGAGACUGGUUUCUGUGGCUUUGGAGAUAGCUGUAAAUUUUUACACGACAGGACAGACUACAAGUUGGGCUGGCAACUGGAGGUAGAGUCUAGUAAGCAGAGAGGAGCAGACUGUGACUCAGAUGAAAAUUGGGAAAUCCCAAGUGAUGAAGAACAUCUCCCUUUCAAGUGUUUCAUCUGCAGACAGUCUUUCACAGAUCCAGUUGUUACCAAGUGUAGACAUUAUUUUUGUGAAAAGUGCGCCCUGGAACAUUUCAAGAAGUCCAAACGUUGUUAUGUGUGUAGUGAAAACACAGCUGGAAUGUUUAACCCAGCCAUGGAAAUUAUUGCUAGAUUAAAUAAUGAGGGUUCAGAUGGUGAUUAAAUAUUAAUAUUUUUUUAGUUCCUCUCAUCAUUAUAGGAGAUCAAUAUCUGGGGACAACAGAUUAUCUUGGGGUUUUAGAGGGAUAGUAAUUCUAAAAGCAGUUUCAUUAUAUUUCAUGCUAGGAACCAUAAUACAAUGAUUACUUCAUAGUUUAGCUAGUACAGUAUUUGCAUGUUUGAUGUUAGUAGUACAGUACAUGAAGGUUAGCUAAAUUUACUAACAUAACAUUGUCAUUCUGCACUGUUCUAUCAGAGCAUUUGUGUUCAUUUAAUAAUCUGAGUGACUGCUAUGUUUUAAAUAAUAUAUUUUUAAACUUUUA